Messenger RNA from Rhipicephalus microplus (southern cattle tick), 1187 nucleotides. Its product is annotated as ketimine reductase mu-crystallin. Lineage: Eukaryota; Metazoa; Arthropoda; Arachnida; Ixodida; Ixodidae. Gene Ontology annotation, cellular component: cytoplasm. The record is from RefSeq and is a predicted model, not a curated record. Gene Ontology annotation, molecular function: hormone binding.
AGAGCCAGCCAGCCGGCGGCUUCGUAGCACUGGGCCCGCAAGUUGCCGCGAUUAUCGGCGGGUGCGGGCACGAAGUCGUACAGCUGCCUCGCGAGCUCUUCGCCAUCAUGCUUCCCUUCGCCUUCUUCGAAGCGUGCCAAGUCAAACGAUGCCUGGAGAAGAACAUUCCACAGCUGGUGCGACUCCUGGAAGACGGAUUCCGUAGCCUCGCCUUGGGUCCCGGUGGUGGCAUCGUCCAGCCGCAGAGACAUGUCGUGCCUGUCAAGGGUCACAAUGGGGAGUUGCUGUCUAUGCCGGCUUACAUCGCUUCUGGCCAAUCAUUGGCCACCAAGGUGAUCACUUGCUACCCGAACAACAGGCCGCCCUUCCCAAGUAUCCAGGGUGUUGUGAUCCUCUUCCAUGCCGGCACAGGAGCCCUCAAAUGCAUUAUGGACGCCGUAGAGAUCACCGCCUACCGCACCGCUGCCGCGUCAGCUGUUGCUACCAAGUAUCUCGCCACCGAAAGCCCGAAGAUCCUCGCAGUUCUGGGUGCAGGGACACAAGCGAAAAGCCACGUCCUCGUCAUGACCACAAUGUUUCGUUUCGAACAGGUGCGGAUCUGGAACCACCGUGAGUCGUCGGCCGUGUCUCUCGUGCAAGAGCUCGCCGCACUGGGCAUUUCGGCACGCUGCGAGGCCUCCGUCGAGGAUGCAGUGCGUGAUUCCGACGUAGUGGUCACCGCCACCUCGUCUCCCAAGCCUGUCCUGGAAGCCGGCUGGCUGAAGAAAGGCGCCCACGUCAACGCGGUGGGCGCUCCGCUUCCCGACAGGCACGAGCUGAGCGUGGAGCUGAUGCGUCAGGCCGUGGUCUACGUGGACAGCACCGAAGGGGCAGUGACAGAAUCCGGUGACGUCAUCAUUUCCGGGGCUGAUAUAUACGCGGAGAUUGGGGAGGUCGUGCUGGGUACAAAGGACAGCCGGCGCUCCGACACCACAGUCUUCAAAUCUCUGGGCAUGGCGAUGGAAGAUGCCCUGGCAGCCGACCUUGUCUACCGUCACUUAGCGGACGAUAAAAGCUGAAUGGAAAGGGAUAAAAGCAAACUGGAAGGAAAGAAAUGUGUUCGUAUGCUUAAGGGGCUGAAUCGUACGAUCAGCUUAAUCAAAAAGAUACCUGUAAGGAGACAUAAUAAAUAGAUGUGGAGACGGAAA